AUGGCUCCCUGUUCAACCAACUGCUCUUUCCAGCACCUGAGGUUUGCAGAAAAAGACAUUAAGAUAAGGAAACCCAUCGUGGAGAAGAUGCGUCGGGAUCGCAUCAACGGCUGCAUCGAGCAGCUCAAGCUCAUCCUGGAGAAGGAGUUCCACAAACAGGACCCCAACACCAAGCUGGAGAAAGCCGACAUCCUGGAGAUGACCGUGAGCUUCCUGAGGCAGCAGCUGCAGCCGGAUCCAUCUCAGAGGGACUACGGCGAGGGUUAUUCACAGUGUUGGAGGGAGUCUCUGCAGUUCCUGUCCGGAAGCCCCAAGAGAGACACCACUUCCAUCAUCACCUCGGCUGGACCUCUUCAGGGGCUCCAGCAACAGCUCUCCACCCAGGCCCAGAGAUCCAUCCAGCAGCACCCAAUGGGCCAUUCCACCUCCCCAGUCUCCUCCACCCUCCGACCCACCACUAACGCCAACACCACGCUCCAGGACACAGGAGCUAAAGGCCCAGUCUGGAGGCCCUGGUAG
Molecule: messenger RNA, 519 nt
Organism: Salvelinus namaycush (lake trout)
Lineage: Eukaryota; Metazoa; Chordata; Actinopteri; Salmoniformes; Salmonidae
Product: transcription factor HES-5-like
Exons: 2
Coding region: 1-519 (172 amino acids)
Biological process (GO): regulation of neurogenesis; regulation of transcription by RNA polymerase II; anterior/posterior pattern specification
Cellular component (GO): nucleus
Molecular function (GO): RNA polymerase II cis-regulatory region sequence-specific DNA binding; protein dimerization activity; DNA-binding transcription factor activity, RNA polymerase II-specific
Source: RefSeq, a predicted model, not a curated record